GUCACCGGAGACUUCCCCAGCGGCGGCGGGAGCGGCGUUUGACUGGUUUGGCCGCGGCCGGCGGCACCGUUGCGGAGCUGCUCCGUGCGGGAGGAGGGCCCGAGGGAAGUCCUGACCGACUCUCCUCCCCGCCCUCCUUUCCCUCGCUCCUCGCGGCCGCCCAAGCCUCUCGGCCAGUCCCGCCGCCGCCGCUGCCAUGGGCGUCCUGGAGCGGCUGAGGAAGGACUGGUUCAUGCUGGGGAUCGUCCUGGCCAUCACCGUCGCCAAGCUGGAGCCGGCCUUUGGGGUGAAGGGGGGACCACUGAAACCAGAAAUCACCAUCACAUAUGUAGCUGUCUCUGCUAUAUUCUUCAAUAGUGGGCUAUCCCUGAAAACAGAGGAGCUGACAAGUGCUUUGAUGCAUGUAAAAUUGCAUCUUUUUGUGCAGAUCUUCACACUUGUAUUCGUCCCAACAGUUAUAUGGCUAUUUCUUCAGCUUCUAUCUAUUACAUCUAUAAAUGAAUGGCUUUUAAAAGGUUUACAGACAGUAGGCUGUAUGCCUCCGCCUGUAUCUUCAGCAGUGAUUUUAACUAAAGCUGUUGGGGGGAAUGAGGCAGCUGCUAUAUUUAACUCAGCCUUUGGAAGUUUUUUGGGCAUUGUUAUAACUCCUUUGCUCCUACUGCUUUUUCUUGGAUCCUCCUCUUCUGUGCCUUUUUCAUCUAUAUUCUCACAGCUGUUCAUGACUGUUGUAGUUCCACUCAUAAUUGGACAGAUUGUCCGAAGAUACAUCAAGGAAUGGCUUGAGAGAAAGAAGCCUCCAUUUGGUACUAUCAGCAGUUGUGUACUCUUGAUGAUCAUCUAUACAACAUUCUGUGAUACUUUCUCUAAUCCAAAUAUUGACCUUGAUAAAUUUAGCCUGAUCAUAAUAGUUUUUAUAAUAUUUUCAGUGCAGCUGGGAUUUAUGAUGUUAACUUUCUUCUUUUCUACCAGAAAGAGUUCUGGCUUUACACCAGCAGACACAGUGGCUAUUAUUUUCUGUUCCACACACAAAUCUCUAACCUUAGGUAUACCAAUGCUGAAGAUAGUUUUUGAAGGUUACAAGCAUCUGUCCUUAAUUUCAGUCCCAUUGCUUAUAUAUCACCCAGCGCAGAUCCUCCUUGGCAGCAUUUUGGUACCAACAAUAAAAUCUUGGAUGAUUUCUAGACAAAAGGCAAUGAAAUUAACAAGGCAGCCCAAAGUACCAGUGAAAGUAUAACGGAACAGCCCUCGUGAAUGUAUAUAUGUCCUAUUUUGUACAUACAGAGAGACAAUGCAAAAGAUGAUCAUAUAUGAAUGUUGCCUCAGCACUUACUUUAUUUUUAUACCUACAAAUAUAUUUAAAAUACCUACUGAAGUGCCUUAAAGUACUUUUGACAAAAGCAUUGAUUCCAAAAUCAGAUGACUGGUUAUUAUAAGAGGUUGCACUCAGAAUUUGCAUUCACUCACUUUUAUUUCUCUUCCUGAGCAAAUCAUCCUAGCAGUGAAACUUUAAAGCUUCCAUGAUCACAUCUCCGUGGCAUGUCUCAAUCCACCAAGCGGGUUCCUCUUCGGUAAGCUUUAUUGCAAUGAAUGAAGACCAAACUGGACCUACCGCUUGUCCUAAUUAUUCACGAACUUUUUAUAUGUUUGCCUGAGCACUGGCAUCUUCUAGUUCCUUGAAGGAGAUGGUUUCUGAAGAUUUAAGUGAGAAAUGAACUUGAUUUUUGGUGAUUCUGUCACGUCCUUAUUUUGGCAUGCCUUUUUUUUCUUCCAAAUUUGUGUAUAUUCAGCAAGGGGCCAGCCAUUGGAGAGAAACCGAGAAGCAUAAAUCAUUUGCAUUUGUUGAGGAAAUUCUCUCCACCUUCCUUCAAAGUUAAUGGCUUCUCAGGAUAAUUCAGAUCCAUUUUUAUGGUGCUGUGGCAUUUAUAUCUUAAAUGAACUGUGAACUUCCUCAAAGACAAGGCUAUAAGGAAACACCAGUGAUUUACAAGCACAGCUGGAUGAAUGUCUUUAUUAUCAUUGCUAUAGUUUACUAAAACAGAUUAUCUUUUUCCCUUGUGCAGGACAUUCCACCCAAUAGUGACAGAAAAAUACUAAUAUUACAGUGGUCACUUUAUUGCCCCUUACAAGCUUUUCAGUGCUAUAUUGUUCGAUAUCCCAUGAGCAGCAUACAAAAACUAAUGAGGUUGGAAGACUGCCCCCUCAAGCUAGCAAAGAUACACAUAUUCCAUAGAAAUUUAAGCAGCAUUAGAAUGAAUAUAUCCAGUUAACCUGACAAUCAGAGUUUAAAGGUGAUUUUUUUU
Molecule: messenger RNA, 2300 nt
Organism: Notechis scutatus (mainland tiger snake)
Lineage: Eukaryota; Metazoa; Chordata; Lepidosauria; Squamata; Elapidae
Gene: SLC10A7
Product: solute carrier family 10 member 7
Cellular component (GO): plasma membrane
Source: RefSeq, a predicted model, not a curated record